AUGGUAAAGGAUGUUCCGGAUGUAUUUCCUAAGGAGCUACCGGGUUUACCUCCGAAUUGUGAAGUGGAGUUUGGGAUAGAGCUCAUUCCUGGUACAGCUCCAGUGUUAUUACCGACGGUUUGUGAAGGAUUUUCACUGAUCACAGUACCCUUGACUAAGUUGUUACGUAAAGGUGUACCGUUUGACUGGACUAAUGUGCAGCAAGAGAGCUUUGAGAAGCUUAAGACUGUACUGACUGAGGCUCCUGUUUUGGUACAAGCUGAACCUGGAAAGGAGUUCACGGUUUAUAGUGAUGCAUCACAUAGCCUCAAGUAUCUCUUCACUCAGAAUGAGUUAAAUCUUAGGCAGCGUAGAUGGGUUGAGCAGCUUAAGGAUUAUGAUUGUACCAUUGAAUACCAUCCCGGCAAGGCCAAUAUGGUGGCCAAUGUGUUGAGCUGUAGUGCUAUGACCGAUCUAAGAGCGAUGUUCACUCGACUUAGCCUAUUCGAUGAUGGAAGUCUGUUGGCAGAACUUCAGGUCAAACCGACAUGGAUUGAACAAAUUCGAGGUAAACAGUUGGGGGAUAAGUCUCUCAGGUUGCGUUUUUGUCAGGUUGAGAAUGGUGGCACUACUGAUUUUGGGAUAAACAGUGAUGGGUCGGUUAAGAUACCGUUAUGGAAAUGGGAGCAAGUAACGAUGGAUUUCGUUAGUGGGUUGCCUCUAACACCCACUAAGAAGGAUUCUGUCUGGGUCAUCAUGGCUCAAUUGACCAAGUCUACUCACUUUAUCCCGAUUCUCGUUUCACGUCUCGGUUCUGGAAGAAGUUUCAUGAGGCUCUGGUUCAAGAUUGGACUUGAAUACUACUUUCCAUCCUCAGACAGAUGUUGGAAGGAGUACUUGCCGUUAGUGGAGUUUUCCUACAAUAAUAUCUUCCAUUCUAGCAUCCAGAUGCCACCUUAUGAGGCACUGGUCUCGCCAUACAAAAAGGUUCUGAGGUUUGGUUGCAAGGGCAAGCUAAGCCCUCAAUUUAUUGGACCUUACCACAUUCUGAAACGUGUGGGACCUGUCGCUUAUCAGUUGGAGUUAUCUUCGGAGUUGGACCACAUUCAUGAUGUUUUUCACAUCACGCUGUUGAGGCGCUAUCGCUCUAAUCUCACGCAUGUUGUUUCCGUUGAGGAGAUUGAGGUUAGGCCAAACUUGACCUCCGAGGAGGAGCCAGUUCAAAUUUUGGAGCGUGAUGUAAAGGUCCUUUUAAAAAGGUCUAUUCCCUUAGUGAAGGUUUUGUGGUGUAAUCGUAGCACAGAGGAGGCCACGUGA
Messenger RNA from Gossypium raimondii (Peruvian cotton), 1296 nucleotides. RefSeq lists its product as uncharacterized. The record is from RefSeq and is a predicted model, not a curated record. Bases 1 to 1296 code for a protein of 431 amino acids. The transcript is spliced from 7 exons. NCBI's taxonomy places the organism in Eukaryota, Viridiplantae, Streptophyta, Magnoliopsida, Malvales, Malvaceae.